CUGUUGCUGUUCUUUUCUCUUCAUAAUCAUCUGCCUUUGCUCCGCUUUGGUGAUCUAUACAUAGAUAAAUAUCGUACUGCAAGUUCGGCUACGUUCGAGAAUGAGAAAGCACCUGCUCGUUUUCUCUAGGUUUCUUGGUGAUUGAAGGAUUGUGAUGUACAGUGUCCGUGUCAGGUUCACUUCUAGCUGCCAUGGGCUAACAAGUCGAGGGGAGGGGGUAGGCUGCCCGCCGCGCGCGUGGGUGGGAUAUCGCGCAUGCGUACAGAUUGCAUCUCGCACGUGUUCCGCCUCAGCUCAUGCUCAACGCAUACUCCUAGGGAGAGAUGUCCCACAGGAAGUUCUCUGCGCCGCGCCACGGCUCCCUCGGUUUCCUCCCGAGGAAACGCGCCAAACGGCACCGCGGGAAAGUCAAGACGUUCCCUAAGGACGAUCCGAGCAAGCCGCCGCACCUUACCGCCUACAUGGGCUACAAGGCAGGCAUGACGCACAUUGUUCGCGAAGUAAACCGCCCGGGAUCCAAGAGCCACAAGCACGAAGUCGUAGAGGCGGUGACCAUUGUAGAGACGCCGCCGAUGAUAUGUGUAGGAGUGGUGGGCUACGUGGAGACGCCUCGUGGCCUGCGGGCUCUGAAGACCAUCUUUGCCCAGCACUUGAGCGAUGAGUGCAAGAGGCGGUUCUACAAGAACUGGUACCGCUCCAAAAAGAAGUGUUUCGGCCGAUCGUCUGGUCGCUGGAAGGAAGACGCCGGAAAAGCCUCGCUCGAUUCCGAUUUCAACAAGUUGAAGAAGUAUUGCAAGGUCGUGCGUGCCAUCUGCCACACCCAGCUGAGUCUCAUCAAGAGUUUGAAUCAGAAGAAGUCGCACAUCAUGGAGAUUCAGAUCAACGGAGGCACCAUUGCUGAAAAGGUGGACUGGGCCAGGGAACACAUGGAGAAGGCUAUACCUGUGAAAGAUGUCUUUGAUACGAACGAGGUUGUGGACGUAAUUGGUGUGACUAAAGGCAAGGGGUUCAAAGGUGUGACUUCUCGCUGGCACUGCAAGAAGCUGCCACGAAAGACCCACAAAGGUCUCAGAAAGGUGGCCUGCAUUGGAGCUUGGCAUCCGAGUAGGGUCCAGUUCUCAGUGGCUCGAGCCGGGCAGAAGGGUUACCACCAUCGUACCGAGGUCAACAAGAAGAUAUAUCGCAUCGGCGCCGGGCAGGAUGCAAGCAAUGCUGCUACUGAAAACGAUCCAACUAAGAAGCAGAUCACUCCACUGGGAGGGUUUCCUCACUAUGGAGUCGUGAGGAACGACUAUCUGAUGCUGAAGGGAUGUGUCAUGGGUCCCAAAAAGAGGGUCAUAACUCUCAGAAAGUCACUUUUGGUCAACUUCAGCCGUAAGUACAGGGAGGAGGUCACUCUGAAGUUCAUUGACACGUCCUCCAAGUUUGGACACGGUCGUUUCCAGACCCCCGAAGAGAAGAGCGCCUUUGUGGGUAAGCUAAAGAAGGACUAUGAAAAGGAGAAGGCUGCUGCUGCAGAGUGAAUGAGUGUUUGAACGAAUUUAGGUGUAAAUAGUGGUUUGUUAUAUUAUGCGCACGCACAAUGAGAAAUAAAUCCGCGCGCAUGCGCCAAUCUGCGUGGU
Molecule: messenger RNA, 1622 nt
Organism: Geodia barretti
Lineage: Eukaryota; Metazoa; Porifera; Demospongiae; Tetractinellida; Geodiidae
Source: the annotation of a GenBank genome assembly